CCCCCAACACCUAAUGUCCCUCAGACAAAAUCGCCUACAAAUUAAUUACAAACGUUAAAGUCAAUUUUUGAGGGGAUUUCAAAAUAGAGCUACUCACCUACGACUGCUUUACGUAGGUUAUUUGUCACAAAUCAGCUCUCAUCUGGCAACCUGGGACGACUUACCAAGUCAGUGUGAGAAUCACCACUGUUAGGGUUAAUUGGGGCUGAUCAGAUAAAGACAUCCUGGAUGUGUUGCCUCACAGUUCAGGCCUCUGGGAUAACUGCUGAACUUGAUAACCACCUGUCCUCCAGAGAUGCUAAUGAGGCAAAAUGGUAAUUCAGGGAUCCUGGCUGCGGUGGGUGACUCAGUGUUGAGUUUUUUUUUUUUUUUGGGAUUUCAGAGGAAAGUAUGAAUGGAAGUUGAUGCAUCUUCCUAAAAAGGAUAAAUGUGUAACAGUUAGCGACUGAGAAAGUGACAGAGAAAGAGAGAGAGAAAGAGAGAGAGAGAGAGGAAGUGCUGAUGUGAUCAUCAGAGGGGUACCUGCCUCUCGGUGUCCUGUCUUAAAGUCAUUGCGGCUUGCACCGUCUGAGGAGAACUGCAGAGUUUGAGGAAGAGUCAUGAUGUCAGAUUCCAGAGUGUCGUCUGUCAUCCAGGAGUGGGUGAGUUCGUAUCCAGGUCAGCCUCACAGCCAGCCCCUGAAUCCCAUCGCCUCCAACCAGGCCGCACAGUCCAGUCAGAUGUCUCAGAUGGACAUGAUCUCGUACGGCCAGUCUCACACGGGGAUCAUCAGGGGGAUCACUGACGAGAGAGUAGCCGAGCAGAUGAUGGGACUGCCCUACCUGUCCUACAACACGUCCUGCCUCAGCAGCAAUCCCAACUCGGGGACUUCGAACCACCACCAGACCCACGCCGGUGCUCAGCAGGACUUCUCGCCCUUCCUGCUGCCCAGAGCCCCGGUGACCAAGAGAAGCAUCAGCAAGGACAGCGCGGAGUACCGCCUGCGGCGCGAGAGGAACAACGUCGCGGUGAGGAAGAGCCGGGACAAGGCCCGUAGGAGGAUCCUGCUGACCCAGCAGAGGGCCCUGCAGCUGCAGGAGGAGAACCAGAAGCUGCAGAUGAAGAUAGGACAGCUCACCCAGGAGCUGGACACUCUGAAACACAUCCUGUCACAGCGGCACCUGCAGGGAGGCGAAGACGGCACGCCGCAGGAGUCUGCUAUUUGACCUUUUUGCCCCCCCCCCCCCCCAGCAGGCCUCGCGGGUGUCAGAGCUGCCUGUCAGGAUUAGGCACAAAUGUCCGAAAGACUGAAAAAAAGAGUCUGUUUUACACUAACAUUUGUGAUUUUGGGAAGUGGAAAGAUUGACUUUAGCAUAGGUUUAAAAUGUGUGUUUGUUGAAGUUGCAUAACGGCAGAAAAAAAAGAAGAAAAAAGCAGAACUAACUCAAAGUGACCUAGCAACCACACAGAGGUUAUGUCCACCACCCUUCUCAUUUUAAUGCAUCUCUUUGUGUAACGUAACUUGCCAUGUCUGCCCAAUUUUUCUUACUGCGCUCACAAGACGAAAAACUAAGAAAAUGAAAAGAGCCUUCUUCACUGUGCUGUAAUAUUUCACAAAGCGUUCACACUAUGUAAUUUAUCAACUGAAUUGAAAGCUCAUAGAUUUGGAUAACAGAAGAGUUUCUGAAAACAGACUUGAGUUUGACUUUUUAACUUUAAUAGGAGAAUGGCUCAGAAUGAAUAAACUCUAGUUCAGUUUUGAUUCCACAUUAGUGUCUCUUCUAACUCAUCAAUUUUAAUUGGCAACUCUUUUUUUUAUUAGCUUUCUGUCACUAGGUAAGGAUUUUGAAACAUAAAUUCUGUUUAAGCAAAAAUGAAACCUGAGGAUUUUCUACAUUUGCAAGCAUUGCAAUCCCAUUCUAAUUAACUUUAUCAUCUGAAAUGGCAUUUUUUACCUGCUUUUGCUAACCAGUGUUAGUGGCACAUUUUAUCACAAUAGAAUCGUGAGGCCUCACUUUGGGCUCAGAGUACAUUCCUCUCCCAAAGUUAUAUGCUGAAAGGGUCAAAACUGGCAACGUAAAGAAAGACUGAUCAUGCCUAAAGAUAGCCGAAGCGCGGUAAAUGUGCCAAAGUUGGAGCUACGUGUUGGGGAAGGCAAAAAUAAAUAAAAAAUGAUACCGAACUGGUGCGAUCUGGAAUUGAACCCGUGUUCAUGGCUUCUUUGAAGAUUACUUUCGCAGUUUUACUUUAAAAACGAAACUUUUCCCAAGAUGGCGUGUGAUCCGUGACGGGCUUGUUUGAAAUAAAGUCUCUUUUAUUCAGAAUUCAAG
This is a messenger RNA of Poecilia latipinna (sailfin molly), 2309 nucleotides long. RefSeq names its product CCAAT/enhancer binding protein (C/EBP) 1 (gene cebp1). NCBI's taxonomy places the organism in Eukaryota, Metazoa, Chordata, Actinopteri, Cyprinodontiformes, Poeciliidae. Gene Ontology annotation, molecular function: DNA-binding transcription factor activity, RNA polymerase II-specific; RNA polymerase II cis-regulatory region sequence-specific DNA binding. The coding region runs from base 600 to 1205 and encodes 201 amino acids. The record is from RefSeq and is a predicted model, not a curated record. Gene Ontology annotation, biological process: myeloid cell differentiation; regulation of transcription by RNA polymerase II; DNA-templated transcription. The transcript is spliced from 3 exons.